This is a messenger RNA of Haemonchus placei, 2229 nucleotides long. The record is from the annotation of a GenBank genome assembly. Lineage: Eukaryota; Metazoa; Nematoda; Chromadorea; Rhabditida; Trichostrongylidae.
AUGCUUCCCUUAUGGAUCGCUUUUAUUCUCGGUCUCAGCAGCGCUUCGACAGCCGAUGUGAACUCGCUUGUUGAUUGUUUCCCUGAACCGGGUGCCAGUCCGUCGCUCUGUCAGGCCAGAGGAUGCAUCUGGCAGGAAGCCCCUCAGGAUGCUCCUGAGGGUACACCAUGGUGUUUUUAUCCGACUGCUUCAGGAUUCAGAGUUAUGUCACAACUCUCCUCCUCCCAUUACGUACUGACAUCAGCAUUCAACAACCCAUAUGGUAGCAAUAUCUCUCCAUUGAAUGUGACUAGUCGAAUCAAUGGGGCGACGCUCUUCGUGACUAUCGGGAACAACGAUAGGUACGUGCCACCAGCGGAUUUUCCAAAUCUACCAACGACUUCCACAGAAACGCUCUCGUUCAAAAUGGUUACUAUCCCUUCCAGUGACCUCUUCGCCUUCCAGAUAGUUAGGGAAUCCACGAAAACCAUUCUUUGGGACACCACAAUUGGUGGAAUGCAGUUUGCUGAUAAAUUUAUUCAAAUUGCUACUUAUCUUCCAUCUCGCAACGUAUUCGGCUUUGGACAACAUAUUCAUCAUCGACUGAGACAUGACUUCUCACGCUAUACUGUUUGGCCAAUGCUAGCCAGAGAUAUUGGGCCGGAUUCGAGCAGCCCUCUCAGUACUCAGAAUCUUUACGGUGUUCACCCAUUCUACAUAUGUGUCGAAAACGACGGCAAAUCUCAUGGCGUUUUCAUUUUCAACUCAAAUGCACAGGAAGUCGUUACGGGACCAGGUCCACAUCUAAUCCACCGUACAAUUGGUGGCCGAUUAGACAUGGCCUUUUUCCCUGGUCCAACACCCGAAGAAGUAGUCCAGCAGUAUCUUGCUUAUAUUGGCCAUCCAUUUUUGCCAGCCUAUUGGGCACUUGGAUAUCAGCUUUCUCGUUGGGGAUACCCAAAUUUGGAUGCCAUGAAAGCGGUUGUUGCAAGAACACAAGCUGCUCAAGUUCCUCUGGACGUUGCCUACGCCGAUAUCGAUUAUAUGGAUCGUUACAAAGAUUUCACAGAAGGGCUGAAGUGGGCUGGUUUCGGUUCGUACGUGGAUAAUCUGCACAAAAUGGGUCUUCACCUCAUACUUAUCUUUGAUCCAGCUAUUGAAGCGGAUUACGCAAGCUUCAAAAGAGCUCGUGAUCAGAACGUGUCGUUCAUUGAAUGGGUAGAUAAAUCUCAAGUUCCCAUGAACCUUCAAAGUCGAUAUCCUAUGGUUGCCGACAGUCUAAUUAUGCUCGGGAAUGUCUGGCCUGACAACAACACAGCAAUGCCGGACUUCCUUGAUCCGACUAACGUUACGAUGAAGUGGUGGAUUUCCGAAUUCCAGCUUUUCCAUCAAACGGUGUAUAACCGACAAGGAGAGCAUUUGUGCUCCAAAACAUUGUGUAUGCUCGGAAAAACCGGAAGACGCACCAUGGACUUCUACAAUACGAAGAAUCUCUAUGGAAUGUCUGAAGCUAGAGCGACAAUCCAGGCUUUGUCGGCCACAACUGGCAAAAGAGGAGCAGUGAUUUCAAGAUCAACGUUCCCCUCGUCCGGACGUUACGGGGGAGUCUGGUUGGGCGACAACACGGCCACCUGGAAGGAUCUACAGACUUCAGUUGUAGGUGUUAUGGAGUUCAACUUCUUCGGUCUCCCAUAUGUGGGUUCGGAUAUCUGUGGAUUCAAUGGGAACACAACAGAGGAAUUAUGUCUACGAUGGCAUCAAAUGGGAGCAUUCCAUCCAUUUUGCAGGAAUCACAACACCGAACAAGGAUCUCCUCAAGAUCCUGCCGUUUGGCCAGCUGUCGCCAAAGCUGCCCGGAUUGCCCUCGGAUUCCGUUAUCAGUACCUUCCUUAUCUAUACAGCUUGUUCUAUUCUGCCGCACUCGAUGGCCACACAGUGAUCCGACCGCUAUUUUUCGAAUACCCAACCGAUUUCGUGGCCAUGGAGAUCGAUCAUCAGUUCCUCUGGGGUUCAGCGAUCAUGGUAGCACCAGCGCUCGAGCCGAAUGUCACAUCAGUGCAUGCAUACUUCCCUGCCGACAUCUGGUACUCUUUGAUACCUGCAACUUAUGGGCAACAGAUAGAUAUUGGCUAUGUGGACGUCGAAGCUAAACUGGAUACUCUCACUCCAGUAUUUGCACGGGGUAAGCUGAAAUCUUGCGAAGAACAUCGGUCAACCGCAUUCGGAGCGUCUGUAAGGGUUGGGUCUUAA